Cornus florida is the source of this 4542-nucleotide messenger RNA. RefSeq lists its product as uncharacterized. The record is from RefSeq and is a predicted model, not a curated record. The coding region runs from base 302 to 4057 and encodes 1251 amino acids. The transcript has 23 exons. NCBI's taxonomy places the organism in Eukaryota, Viridiplantae, Streptophyta, Magnoliopsida, Cornales, Cornaceae.
CUUUCUUUAUUUUUAGAGAGAGAAAUAGAGUGGCUUAGAGAGAGAAAAACCCCCUCCCAAAUUGCAACUCCACUGCAAUAGUAAAGCGUUGGCGUAUUUUUGUCGCAGAGAGAUGAGCUGAGUUGAGCAGAAGGGCUUCUUGUUUCCUUUCAAUUUUGAUCUGCUCUGAUCUCUCUCUAGAUCACAUUUUUUCCCUGCUUCACUCUCUCUCUACAACACUCUGGUUCAGUUUGUAAUCCGGUGACGGCCAUUGGAUCUCUGAAGUGUGAUUAGUAUGUGAAUACAGAGACUAAGCAAAAAUAUGUUCACUGAAGGACUUGACAGUGAUGCCCUUCGAUGGGUCAAUGAGGGUUCUGUCAAUCGAAGGACGGAUAUUCCUAACUCAAUGUCAAACCUAACACCUCGAAUUGAUCCCAUUUCCAACAUCCGGAGCGGCCAUGGUGGUCGGGGCUUCGGCCUGCCUCCGCCGUCGAAAUUACGGAGUGGGCAUUUGUCAGGGGUAAUUCCAGUCUCAAGAGCCAUGCGUGGUGAUGUGGAUGAUAGUGAGUCUGCGUCUGGGAACGAUCUGACCGCUGAUUCGGAGGAGGAGGUUUACAAGGGAAGAUACUCACUAGAUUCGUCACCACAUGAUGACAGAGUUCCUAGUAGUGCUGCUGCUCGAAGAUACUACAGUCCUGCGCAGAGGCCACAGCAGAAUGUCAGUGAUUCUAUGUACUAUGACCGUGUUAGUUCAUCAAGGGAAACACUUGGGAGAGGGCAUUGGAAUGUGGCAGAAGGACAGAUGAGGGGAGCCAAUGGGUAUCCAAUUGGACGGAAUGAUUUUACUGAGGAUGAGUCAUCGGAUUCUGCCAUGAGCUCCGAAUUUUCAACCACGCAACUGCAGAGCAACAAUAGAGGCGUGCCUCGUACAAGAGCAUAUGUUUCCAAGGGGCAUGAGUCGAGUUUUGUUUCGGGGAUGAGUGCAGAAACUGCUCCAAAUGAGGACUUUUGUGCUAGAAACCUGCAGAGUGAUUUUGAUAUUGCGAGUGCUCCCUUUUGUGGUUCUGCUGGGGAAAUCAAGCAAGAGACUGAAGAAAUUACAACGUUUAGAGCACAUCACACACCUUGUGUGGUAGGUUUACAUGAUUUUUCGGUUAGAAAUGAGCCAAAUACUUCAGAAAGUGCAGCAACUAGGGUUAAUCCAAAGGAUAAUACUGGACAGAAGAUAUCUAACCAGUCUGCAAGGACUGAGGCUGGUGUAGAAAGCACUGUCCCUUCAGGUUCAUUUCCAGCUCGCCUCCCCACAUUUCGUGCUAGUUCCCAAGGGCCGUGGCACGCUGUGAUUGCAUAUGACGCAUGUGUUCGGCUUUGCCUUCAUGCUUGGGCGAAGCAAUGCAUGGAAGCGCCCAUGUUUUUAGAAAAUGAAUGUGCUUUGUUGCGAAAUGCAUUUGGUUUGCAACAAGUGCUACUACAAUCCGAGGAGGAGUUAUUGGAAAAGCGCUAUUCUAAGCCUGCUAAUGAGGGAUCUGCCCCUAAACCUAAGAAAAUGGUGGGAAAGAUGAAGGUGCAAGUUCGUAAGGUGAAAAUGGCUCUUGACCCGCCUACAGGCUGCAGUUUUUCAUCCAUUGAAACACCAAAGAUUAAACUGGAUUCUGUCCGAAGUCAGUUUUCCAGUUUACAAUCAACACUCUCAUCUGCAUGGCAAGCAGUGAGGCAAAUCCGUUUUGUACCUCGUUUACCUGCAAAUGGCUCUUUUUCACGGAAGAGCCUGGCAUACAUGCAGGCUAGUGCUCAAUAUCUAAAACAGGUCUCUGGACUCCUGAAAGUUGGCGUAACAACCUCACGCAGCAGUUCAUCAUCUUAUGAAGUGCAAGAAACAUACUGUUGUUUGCUAUGGUUGAAAAGCUCAACCGAAGGGGAUACUAUUCAAAUGCAACCUGGAUCUGGUGAAACCCAUGUAUUCUUUCCGGAUAGCCUAGGAGAUGAUCUAAUUGUUGAAGUCCAGGACUCCAAGGGGAAGCAAUAUGGUCGUGUGCUUGCUCAAGUGGCUACUAUUGCCGAAGAUCCAGGUGACAAACUACGCUGGUGGUCUAUUUAUCAUGAACCAGAGCAUGAGGUUGUUGGCAAACUACAGCUCUGCAUAAACUAUUCAACAAGUUCAGAUGAGAACAAUAAUCUGAAGUGUGGUUCUGUUGCAGAAACCGUGGCUUACGACCUGGUUUUGGAAGUGGUGUUGAAAAUUCAACACUUUCAACCAAGAAAUUUAUUGCUCCAUGGGCCGUGGAAGUGGCUUCUGCAGGAAUUUGCAUCAUAUUAUGGGGUCUCUGACAUAUACACUAAGCUAAGGUAUCUUUCUUAUAUCAUGGAUGUGGCCACGCCCACAGCUGACUGUCUCACUCUGGUAUAUGAUCUGUUAUUGCCUGUGGUUAUGAAGGGACACAGUAAGAGCACCCUGAGUCAUCAAGAGAAUCGCAUGCUAGGAGAAAUUGAGAAUCAAAUUGAACAGAUUCUUGCACUUGUCUUCGAGAACUAUAAAUCAUUGGAUGAGUCAGCACCAUCUGGGAUUAUGGAUGUUUUUAAACCAGCAACCGGGCUUGCAGCACCUGGUUUGGAGCCUGCUGUAAAACUAUACAUCCUUCUUCAUGAUAUAUUAUCUCCUGAGGCACAGAAUAAACUGUAUAGCUAUUUCCAGGCUGCUGCCAAAAAGAGAUCAAGAAGGCACUUAACUGAGACUGAUGAGUUUGUUGCUGGAAAUAAUGAAGGCAUUUUGAUGGAUGCUGUUACUGUUUCCACUGCUUACAAGAAGAUGAAAUCCCUUUGUUUGAAAAUUAGAAAUGAAAUUUUCACUGAUAUUGAGAUCAAUAAUCAACACACUCUUCCCAGUUUUAUAGACCUCCCAAGUCUUUCUGCAUCAAUAUACAGCGCAGAACUUUGCAGUAGAUUGCGUGCAUUCCUUAUUGCAUAUCCUCCAACAGGUCCAUCACCUCAUGUAGCAGAACUUGUCAUUGCGACUGCAGAUUUUCAAAGAGAUCUUGCCAGCUGGAACAUAACUCCUGUCAAAGGUGGACUUGACGCAAAAGAAUUAUUCCAUCUGUAUAUUAUCCUAUGGAUUCAAGAUAAGCGCCUUGCUUUGCUCGAGUCAUGCAAAUUAGAUAAGGUUAAAUGGUCAGGUGUCAGGACACAGCACUCCACAACCCCUUUCGUCGAUGAUAUGUAUGACCGCUUGAAAGAAACUUUGAAUGAUUAUGAAGUCAUCAUUUGUCGUUGGCCGGAAUACACUUUUGUUUUGGAAAAUGCCAUCGCUGACAUAGAAAAGGCAAUUGUGGAGGCGUUGGAUAAGCAAUAUGCUGAUGUGUUGUCACCACUAAAGGGAAACACUGCACCGAAGAAAUUUGGACUCAAAUAUGUCCAGAAUCUGGCAAAACGAUCCAUUUGCCCCUACGUGGUUCCCAAUGAGCUGGGAAUUCUUUUGAAUUCUAUGAAGAGGAUGCUUGAUGUCCUGCGCCCCAAGAUAGAACGUCAGUUGAAGUCAUGGGGUUCCUGCAUUCCUGUUGGGGGAAACACGGCCCCUGGAGAGAGUCUCAGUGAAGUAACGGUGAUGUUAAGAACCAAAUUUAGAAAUUACUUGCAAGCAGUUGUGGAAAAGCUUGCAGAAAAUACAAGGUUAGAGAGUGCUACAAAACUUAAAAAGAUUCUCCAGGAUUCGAAAGAAAGUGUGGUUGAAUCAGACAUAAGGAGUAGAAUGCAACCACUAAAAGACCAGCUGAAAGAUACAAUGAACCACCUCCACACUGUGUUUGAGACCCAUGUCUUCAUUGGAAUCUGUCGGGGUUACUGGGAUCGUAUGGGACAGGAUGUUCUGAGCUUCUUGGAGAACAGGAAAGAAAACAGGUCAUGGUAUAGAGGUUCUCGAAUUGCUGUGUCUAUUCUGGAUGACACCUUCGCAUCACAUAUGCAGCAGCUGCUUGGAAAUGUUCUUCAAGAGAAGGACUUGGAGCCCCCAAGAUCGAUCAAUGAAGUGCGCUCAAUGCUUGGCAAAGACACUCCAAGUCACAAGGGCAACACAUACUAUUAUUAGGCCAUAUUUUGGGUAUAGAUAGAUAGAUACGAGGGAACAGAGCGGGGAGAGGUGACAGAUACGGGUAUAUGUUGUCAAAUACAAGCACGAAAUACAGAAGAUAUACGGCACCCUGAUGAAAAAUGGACACUGAGUUGUCACAAACUGCAGCUCUAACUUCUAUACCACAGGCUAUACCAAUUUUGUAAAGAGUUGAAGCAAUUUGGCUGCUGCAGUUACUUACCCCAAAAUAUAUAUAUAUAUAUAUAUAUGUGGCUGCUGGAGGUUGUCCUAACCCCUUGCAGAGGACUUUUGUUGUUCUUGAUCUAGUUUUGAAAACAUAGGGAACCGGAAAAAUUGAUAUAGGGUACCAGAUUCAGUUUAUAUAGCUUUAGAUUCUCAAAUCUCAAUGUUCAACCAUUUCUGUAAAUGUAUUCAACAGGAUAGUUAAAGAGACAGACAAUAUUGCAUCAGGGUAAUGGAAUAUAAUUUUUUUUUUUUCCUUC